AUGUUUAUCCAGCACCAUCUUCGAAAAAGUGUCUCUUCUUCGUACUACUCAAGAACUCCUCACGACGAUGUCUCGCUUCUUCGUCCCGCCCAGUACUUUGUUUUGGGAUGUGCUCUUCACUACACUUAUGGCUUCCGCCUACAUCCUUAUGGGCCACACUCUAGCUUGGCUGAUACAGUGGCAGACACAGAAAACACCAUAAUUCGUCUUCGCUCGCCCCUUGCCAACUACCAGGACUACAUUCCUGGAGGAAAAUGCCUAGCGUGGCUCUUUCUGCCCACAGCGCAAAUGGCUGCAAAAUCCAGAGACAUUUAUAUGGGCCAGUUCAUGAAACAGUUUGAGGUCGAUUUCGCCAGGGGCUCUGAAUCCGCCAUGUCCUGCUUGCUUGGUAGAGUUUAUCUGGACCCGACCAGCAGCCUUACUUCCAGCGAGAUCGCCAGUCUCUGUCUUAGCAUGGUGAGUGCUGGGCUCGAUAACAUUGCCUUGAACUACGACCAUCUCAUUGGCCACUUGGCGAGACCUCCAGAGGGCUACAAAAUGCAAGAACGGCUUUUCAGGGAGCUCUUGUCAAUUUACGGAGACUUGGGCACCGCCUGGAGGAAGGUGGCCACCGAGCAGGCUUCAGUAUACGCUUUGGCCUUGAUUCAUGAAACCAUGCGCUACUUCACGGUGUUGCCACUUUCCUUGCCUCGAGAAACAACUAAAGACGUUGUAUUUGCUGGCAUGACCAUUCCCAAGGGCACCAUGUUGCUCAUGAACGCCUAUGCUGCCAAUCACGACUGGAAGGUUUUCCAGAACCCAUACAGCUUUUUCCCUGACCGCUGGAUCGAUGAAAAUUACAAUAUUGUCCCUGAAUCCACACUCAGACACUUUGCCUUUGGCGCCGGCUCCAGGAAAUGCACCGGCGUGGCUUUGGCACUCAAGGAGCUCUAUGUCUUGCUAUGUCGUACUGUCUUGACCUUCCAGGUAAGACGGCCAGUGGAUCCGAAUAAGCAGAUGAUCAUGGACCCAUUUGAAGCCAAUCUGUGUCCAUCGGCAACUUCGUUUGAGCCAAAAGAGUUCAAGGUCUGGUUGAGGCGGAGACAUCAUCCAGGAUCGCUGGAACUACGCCAUGAGAUUCUCUUUGGCUAG
Messenger RNA from Candidozyma auris, 1131 nucleotides. RefSeq lists its product as uncharacterized. The coding region runs from base 1 to 1131 and encodes 376 amino acids. The transcript has a single exon. The record is from RefSeq and is a predicted model, not a curated record. Gene Ontology annotation, molecular function: iron ion binding; heme binding; oxidoreductase activity, acting on paired donors, with incorporation or reduction of molecular oxygen. Lineage: Eukaryota; Fungi; Ascomycota; Pichiomycetes; Serinales; Metschnikowiaceae.